Rhipicephalus microplus (southern cattle tick) is the source of this 1413-nucleotide messenger RNA. RefSeq lists its product as uncharacterized. Lineage: Eukaryota; Metazoa; Arthropoda; Arachnida; Ixodida; Ixodidae. The record is from RefSeq and is a predicted model, not a curated record.
AUGCGCUGCUGUGCAAACGUUCAGAAGCAUAAUGAUGGUACAAAUAUUACAUCGCACCGUUCACCAAGAUGGGGUUUCUUCAACUGGGUUGAGUUCGCCAACGAGCCUUGCGUGUCAAGAAACGGCUUCAGCGGCGUUUGUCUGACCAGCUCGGAAUGCAACUUACACGGCGGUGUCGCCAACGGACGCUGUGCCCAAGGCUACGGCGUUUGCUGCCAAGUGUCCCGAACUUGCGGUGAGAUCAUAACGCGAAACAACAGUUACUUCGUAGACCCAGCAUCCAUGGGUGGUUCACUGACUCCGAGUCCGAACGGUGUGCUCUGCUCUGUCACGGUCUACAAAGUGGACCCAACAGUGUGUCAGCUGAGACUGAACAUGGAGCGCUUAGACAUCAUUGGUCCAGACGUAUCUCACUUGUCUGGAGUGUGCAGCCACGAUGCAUUCCACGUCAGUGGUCAGGAUGAAAACAGCGUGGUACCCUUAAUAUGUGGACUAAACAACGGACAACACGUUUACGUCAGCGUGAGCCAAUCAACUGGCCCGGUAAGACUGUCAAUUUUCCUCACUCCCAACGGUACGCAACGAAGCUGGAAGAUUAGAGUUAUCCAGCUGCCGUGCACCAGCCAGAGAUUAGCCCCUUCCGGUUGUCUGCAGUACCACGAAGAUCCUACUGGUGUCAUAUCGAGCUUCAACUACGGAAGUGACAGCCCUUCAACCGGAAGUGGAAGCGGACGCCUAGAGAGGGGCUACCCCAACUUCAGCCGAUACUCUAUUUGCUUUCGGCUGGCUGCUGGCGCGUGCGCACUGCGCCUAGCCAAAGACUGGCCCGUUCGGUGUGUACGCCGAUCCCGCUCCCGGAAAUGCUCUGGACCCAGGAAGGUCGGUGACCAAUCGCUGCGAAGACUUUCGCUUCGGGUCACCACUGCAGGCAGACUUCCUGAUGCUGGGCGUCCAGCCCUUCUGUGGAGAUGACUUUCCGGACUCUUUGGAAAUGGUGGACACGGGAGCAAUGGUCAUAACUUUUGUGGCAAACGGCACCCAUCGACCAGAGCACGCUGGCUUCAGACUUCGUUACCAAAUGGUGCCAUGCGUUCGUCGACGCCAUAAUCUCGACAUCGACUCAGCGAUAAAACUGCCCCUUCCGGAGCUAUUCCUCCAAGCCCCGACUACGAGCGCGCCACAAGCUUCUGCCGCCAGCGCUGGUCCCACAAGUGCAUCCGGCAGCGGUUUUCAGCAGGAAUUCCCUUUCAUUCCGGAGACGGAAGUCUACACCGAAUCCGGCUACUUCCCCGAGCCUGAUGGUCACUUUCCUGGUGGCCAAAUCGUUCUUUACCACAAGGGAGCGUACAAGGACCUCGCGAUGAAGAUUGUCAGAAAUCUCGUUUCCGUCGGCCGGAAGUGACAGCAGUACGU